CAGGAAAAAGAUUGGUUGAGGUUGUCCGUCUGAGAAAGAGGGAAUACUGAAAACUCAGAAGAGCUGAAAGAAGUGGUUAAUCUUGCAAAAUUAAGAGGCAAACGUAAAUGGAAAACAUGAUUGAUUACAGCCUGGCCGAUACCAUAUAGCAUUAUCAGGAGAGGAGAGGAGAGAGUUAGGCACUUUUGUUUUUCUUUUUCAGAGAUAAGAUUGGUUGAGGUUGUCUGUAUGAGAAGGGGCGGGGAAUGCUGGAAACUCAGAUCAAGAGCGGAAAGGAGGAGUUGAUCCUGCAAAAUUAAGAGGUGAUUAUAAUUUCUUCCUCUCACUUAUUAAUGCAUGCAAAAAUUACUUUUAAUUGGUCACAAACUUUUUAAUUACGUGUUCACGAUAUAUGCGUGUUACCUUGUAAAGGAAUGCCGAAAAACAAAAAGACUUUAAAAUUGGUCACAAACUUUGUAAAUACUUGUUCAUGAUGUUUAUUAAUAUAAUGAAUCGUAUUAUAUAGACUAUAUAAUUUGAUACAAAAAUACGUGUUGGUAGUACUUGAGAUGUCAAUAUUAUAUUUUAUUCCUAUUCAACUAUAGUCUUAUUUAAUCAAUUUUUUAUUUUUAAUUUGAAUUUUGAAAUUUUAAAAGUUUUAUAUUUUUCAUGAUUAACACGUUAGUAUGUACGAUUAUGUGCAUAAAAUUGUAAAUAUAAAUAAUAUUUUAUUUUAUAAAAUUUGUAUUAUUCCCAUUAUCAUUAUCAUGUAGAUCUAUUCUUUUCCCUAGUUUUAAAACGUUACAAGAAUGAAUAUCUAUAUUUACCAUUUAACUGUAUCAAUAAUUGUAUCAUCAAAUAGUAGAAAAGUAUUAUGCUGGACGCCGACACUAAAAGACAAAAGAAAAUGGGACUAGAUACCGACCACACGAUCUAAAUAAUCAAAGUCCAUGUCCUUUGCUUGACUGACCCACAAAAAUUGUGGCUAAGAAAUUGUUUAUUUUUCAUCAUUAAAAUUUUGUAAAUUGUGCGCUCGGAGCUACAAAAACAUGACUACAACCUCAGAGUUAGGCACUGGUGUCUUUCUUUUGCAAAUGAUAGCUUGGCUGAGGUUGUCCGUCUGAGAAAUGGGGAAUGCUGAAAACUCAUAUUAAAGAGCUGAGAAGAGGAGUUGAUCUUGUAAAAUUAAGAGGCAAACGUAAAUGGAAAACAUGACUGAUUACAACCUGGCCGAUACCGUAGAGCAUUAUCAGGAGAGGAGAGGAGAGAGUUAGGCACUUUUGUUUUUCUUUUUCAGAGAUAAGAUUGGUUGAGGUUGUCUGUAUGAGAAGGGGGAAUGCUGUAAACUCAGAUCAAGAGCGGAAAGGAGUUGAUCUUGCAAAAUUAAGAGAUUGGCUGAGUUUGUCCGAGAAAGAGGGAAUAUUGAAAACUCAGAAGAGCUAAAAGAAGUCGUUGAUCUUGCAAAAUUAAGAGGCAAACGUAAAUGGAAAACAUGAUUGAUUGCAGCCUGGCCGAUACCAUAGAGCAUUAUCAGGAGAGGAGAGGAGAGAGUUAGGCACUUUUGUUUUUCGUUUUCAGAGAUAAGAUUGGUUGUCUGUAUGAGUAGGGGCGGGGAAUGCUGGAAACUCAGAUCAAGAGCGGAAAGGAGGAGUUGAUCCUGCAAAAUUAAGAGAGGAUAGAUUGGCUGAGGUAGUCCGUCUAAGAAAGGGGGAAUGCUGCAAACUCAGAUUAAAGAGCUGAAAGGAGGAGUUGAUUUUGCAAAAUUAAAAGGAGAUAGAUUGGCCGAGGUUGUCCCUCUAAGAAAGACGAAAUAUUGAAAACUCAGAAGAGCUGAAAGAAGUAGUUGAUCUUGCAAAAUUAAGAGGUGGCAGAUUUCGUGAAAAAAAAAAAAUUACAGAAACAGAAAAUUACAUUUGGACAAAUGGAAAUUAUUUUUUCAAUUGUUGGAAAAAUAGGAGAAUACUCGGUCCGUCCAAUUGGGGAACAGUUUGGCUAUAUUAUUUCCUACAAGAGCAAUAUCGAAAAUCUUAAAAAGAAAAUUCCAAUGCUAGCUCAGAAGAAAGAGGAAGUGCAGCAAUCUCUUGAUAGAGCCCAAUGGUUUCAAGUAGUAGUUCCAGGGGAUGUUAAGCCGUGGCAGACAGAUGUGGAGAAAAAAAUUGAGGAGGUGCAGAAAUUCCUUGAACAAGAUGUCAAUGCUAAUGGGAUGUGCUUGAAUGGUUGGUGUCUGGAUGUGAAGUUACGCUAUUCUUUGGGUAAGAAAGCUCAAAAGAAUACUCAAGCCGUCGAUGACUUGCUAGAAAAAGGUAAAGAUUAUGCUAGGGUGUGCACUGAUAAAACUCCAUUGGAAGUAAGGUUAUCAUCCACAGAUGAACAGUUUAAAGAUUUUGAAUCACGAAAAUCGAUGAUUGGAGAUGUUUUGGAAUCUCUACAAGAUGAAAAUAUCGACAUGAUUGCAUUAUACGGUAUGGGAGGGAUCGGCAAGACAAAAAUGGCCAAAGAGAUUGAGAGAAGAGUGAAGUCUGAUAAUUUAUUCCAUAAAGUUGCCACUGCGGUUGUGUCUCAAAGUCCAAGCUUGGAAACGAUUCAAUGUGAACUUGCAGAAAUGCUAGGUUGUAGUCUUAAUUCAACGACUUCACGUGGAAGAGCACAAGAAUUAUAUUCAAGAUUGACUGAGAAUAAGAAUGUCCUUGUGAUAUUAGAUGAUGUUUGGGAACCACUUGAUUUUGAGGCUAUUGGAGUUUAUCAUGCAGUUCAAGAAAAGAGCUGCAAAAUAUUGUUGACAUCGAGAAAUGAAGAAACUUGCAAUGUGAUGAGAAUUCAGAAGAUUUUUCAAGUUGGACUUUUAUCUGAAGAAGAAGCGUGGAAUCUUUUCAUAAAGAUGACAGGUGAUUGUACGAAUACCUCCAAUCUAAUCUCAAUUGCAGAACAGGUUGUGAAGGAAUGUGGACGUUUACCCCUUGCCAUUGUGAUAGUUGGAAGUCUUCUUAGCAACAAAAGCGACAAAAAUCAGUGGAAAGCCGCACUUCAACAACUUAAAAGGUCUAGGCCACUAGAUAUCAAUGGUCAGCAUUCAAAGGUAUAUUCUAGCAUAGAGCUCAGUUACAACUAUAUAAAAAGUGACGAUGCCAAAUCAUGCUUUUUGCUAUGUUGUUUGUAUCCUGAAGAUCAUGAUAUUCCGAUUGAACAUUUAGUCAGGUAUGGAGUUGCAAAAAGGUUUUUUAAAGGCUUGGAUACUGUGGAAGAAACAAGACUACAGGUCCAUAAGAUAGUUGAGGAUCUUAGAAGAUCAAAUCUCUUGUUAAAUAGCCACAAGGACAAAUGCGUCAAAAUGCAUGAUGUUGUACGAGAUCUUGCCAUAUCAAUUGCAUCCAAAGAAGAAAAUGGUUUUAUGGUAAAGUUGGACAAAGGACUUAAAGAUUGGCCACCGACGGAUAGAUCAUAUGACAGUUACACCGCAAUUUCUCUUUUACUUGAAGAAAUGAAAGGGCAUCCUACUGAGUUGAAGUGUCCCAAACUUCAGCUUUUGCGACUAUCAUGUUUAAACCAUUCAAAAACGUUCCCAGGCAAUUUCUUUAAUGGCAUGAAGGAGCUGGAGAUGUUGUCUAUGAAAAAAGGUUGCUUCUCCUCAACAUCUUUGCCACUAUCAAUCCAGAUCCUCAAGAACCUUCGAAUGCUGAAUCUGCAAAGUUGUCGCUUAGGAGAUGUGUCAGCAAUUGGAACUCUUGGAAACCUAGAAAUUCUUGGCUUUCCUGAUUCAAAUAUUAAGGAGUUGCCGUUGGAAAUAGGAAAUCUUAGUCGAUUAAAAUUACUGGAUAUGAAGGGAUGUGAUUCUCUAAAUAGAAUUGCAGCUGGUGUAUUAUCUGGUUUAUCUCAACUAGAAGAAUUAUACGUGGGAGAAUUCACAAAUUGGGGAUGUACGACUAAGAUGGAGGGAAAUGGAGAAGUAACAAAUAAUAAUGCAAGCCUUGCUGAACUAAUUCAUUAUUCCAGUCAACUGGUGGUUUUAGAAAUUAGUGUACCAAGUAUCUUGUGCUUGCCAAAAAAUUUGCACUUCAUUAACUCCGAUUUCAGAUUUGAUAUAGAGAUUGGUGAUGUAGGGAUUGGUGAUAUAGGGAUUUUUGAUAUAAAGAUUGUUGAUAUGCAAAAUCGGAGAAAGGGGAGAUAUUUAUUUGAAAAUACUUUGUUAUUCGAAAUAGAGGAUGCAAGUGAUCUUGAGGAACACCAAACAAUUCGUUCACUAUUGAAGAAAGCUGUAGUUUUGGAGGUGACUAUUGCAAAAAAUUCAAAACAUAUUUGGUUUGAGAAAGAGCACAAAGGAAUUUUACCAUGCAGCUUGAAGGAACUAAGCAUUUCUAGAUGUGAAGAUUUAGAAUAUCUACUCGAAGCCACAUCGGAUAGUUCUCCACCUAAUACCUUCCAUCUCCUGGAGUCACUAUCAUUAUGUACCUUACCAAGGUUCACUGGCAUAUGUAAUUCCACGGAUUCAGUUGAGAUUACAUUGACAACGCAAGAUCAGAAGCAAAAUGUGAGUGGGACUGAAAAUCAAAUGAAGAUGUUGGCUCUGUUUCCACACAACUUGAUUGAAAGUUUGAAAAAUCUACAACUACUUCAUGCAGAUCGAUGUGAUUUAUUGGAAGUGAUAUUUGAACUUGAGGGACUAAAUGCUGAAGAAAGCAAUAUCUUCAACAAUUUGACAGAGUUGAAAUUAAGUUCUUUACCGAAGUUGUUGCAUAUAUGGAAGAAAGGCCCACGAGAAAUUAAGGGAUUCAAUUACUUGAGACAGCUAGGAGUACGUGGAUGUCAUAGUUUGAAAUGUUUAUUCCCACCAUCCAUAGCAAAACUUCUUGUGAAAUUAGAGGACAUAACUGUACGUAAUUGCAACGAAAUGGAAGAAAUCCUUGCAAAAGAAUCGGGAGAUGAAGAGAAUAGAGAUGUGAUUGCAUUUCCUCUAGUGAAGGUCCUCACUCUCCAGCAUUUACCAAAGUUGGAAUGUUUUUACACCGAAAAUAAUCAUGCUUUUGAAUGGCCAUCUCUGCAUUUAUUAAGCAUAACUGGAUGCCCCCAAUUAAAAAUGUUUGUUUCAACAAGUACAAAAACACCUAAGCUAAAGGGAGUGCUUAUGGGACACGAAGCUUUUCAACCAAUGAUAGAAGGAGACAUCAAUGCCACCAUACAGCACAUUAUAAAGGAAAAGGGGUUCAAUGAUCGAUUUGAUUUUUCUUCUAGAUGGGUGAGAGAUUUAUGAUCUUCUCAAUAUCUUGGCCGGCAGUCUUGGUCCUCUUUACGAGGUACUACUCAGAACACCCUUUGUGGCUGGUCGACAUUGCUGAAACUCUUUGAAAACUGUGUUUUGUGAUGCUAUUAUGUGUUGUUGGAAUUGCAGAUUUUAUGUGGAUGGUUUUUGUAACUUAGUAUAUGGAUGAUUUUUGCAACCUAGUAUGAUAGAUCUGAGUUUUUUUAUUUAGCACAAAAGAUGUGUGUAUUGUACGAAUUGGGCUGUAAUCUGGGUGUUUCUUUUUGUGCUGUUGUUAUGUGUUGUUGACAUGAGCACAAGUAUGUUGCUAGACAUGGUAAUUUCUUGUUGGAAGUGCAGAUUUGUGUAGGUGUUUUUUGUAACUAGUAUGUUGCUGUAAUUGAUAGAUGAAAGUUUGCGAAGAAA
Messenger RNA from Carya illinoinensis, 5638 nucleotides. RefSeq names its product probable disease resistance protein At4g27220. The coding region runs from base 1901 to 5224 and encodes 1107 amino acids. The record is from RefSeq and is a predicted model, not a curated record. The transcript is spliced from 12 exons. Gene Ontology annotation, molecular function: ADP binding. Lineage: Eukaryota; Viridiplantae; Streptophyta; Magnoliopsida; Fagales; Juglandaceae.